Messenger RNA from Cucurbita moschata (crookneck pumpkin), 1540 nucleotides. RefSeq names its product palmitoyl-acyl carrier protein thioesterase, chloroplastic-like. The record is from RefSeq and is a predicted model, not a curated record. Gene Ontology annotation, biological process: fatty acid biosynthetic process. Lineage: Eukaryota; Viridiplantae; Streptophyta; Magnoliopsida; Cucurbitales; Cucurbitaceae. The transcript is spliced from 7 exons. Gene Ontology annotation, molecular function: acyl carrier activity; fatty acyl-[ACP] hydrolase activity. The coding region runs from base 1 to 1218 and encodes 405 amino acids.
AUGGAUCGCGAUGGCCGAUCCUCUGUUUCAGAAGCUCUUCAAACGGCUUCUUUCUCUUGCCCUGUUUCUUAUGUUGUGAGGUGCUCCACUGCCAAAGAAGCGAAUGAUUCUAACAAGCAGAGGUAUGUUAACGUUAAUGGCAAUUUUAUUGGUUCCAUUUCAGAAGCUUCUUCGAGAUCUUUGAAUGCCUCUGUUGCGGAAAAUGGGUGUGUUGUUAAUGUUGUUCGACAGAAAAUUCCUACGAAGAAGCAGCUGGUUGAUACUCAUCGGCAAGGGCUGAUCAUCGAAGGAGGUGUUGGGUAUAGACAAACUGUUGUGAUUCGAUCGUAUGAAGUUGGUCCUGAUAAGACUGCAACUCUGGAGAGUGUAAUGAAUCUUCUGCAGGAAACAGCAUUGAAUCAUGUUUGGAUGUCUGGACUCCUCAGCAAUGGCUUUGGGGCCACCCAUGGCAUGAUGAAGAACAAUCUCAUCUGGGUCGUUUCGCGAAUGCACGUCGAAGUCGACCACUAUCCUAUAUGGGGGGAGAUUGUUGAUAUCGAUACAUGGGUUGGAGCAUCGGGUAAAAAUGGAAUGAGGAGAGAUUGGCUAAUAAGAAGUCAGGCAACCGGUCACGUUUAUUCUCGAGGUACAAGCACAUGGGUGAUGAUGAACCAGCAAACAAGACGCCUCUCAAAAAUGCCAGACGAGGUAAGGGCAGAGAUUUCACCAUGGUUUAUAGAAAAGCAUGCUAUCAAAGAAGAUGCCCCUGAGAAGAUUUCCAAGCUUGAUGACAAAGCCAAGUACAUGAACUCUAACUUGAAGCCAAAGAGAAGUGAUCUGGACAUGAACCACCAUGUCAACAAUGUCAAGUAUCUAAGAUGGAUGCUGGAGACGAUACCUGACCAUGUUUUGGAGUCCCUUCAACUGUCUAGUAUCAUAUUAGAGUAUAGAAGGGAAUGCGCAAGCUCUGAUAUAGUUCAAUCACUAUGUGAGCCAGAGAAUGAUGGAAUCCUCAGGGAUAUGGACAUGAUAGAAGAUAAUGAAAUCAAUAUCCUACAUGGGUUUUCCUUGGCAUCUGAGAUUCUCAAAUGUGGUGGGCUGUUGGGAUCUUAUAACCAAGGAGCAUUGAGGUAUACACAUCUACUACAAAUUGAAGGGGAAGCUAAGAAUGAAGAGAUAGUGAGGGGAAGAACCACAUGGAAGAAGAAGCUUACCACUAUACCAUUUUCCACACAGUAAAUAUCAUGUCUAGCAGUCUCGUGCCUCUUUACGAAGAAGACAACACACCAACAACGCAACAUUCCUCCAAGCAAAAAGGAUUAUUCAUAGUCUUGUUGCUUUGCUUCACAAGGGAGUUCAUCAGAUGGAGCUGCUCCUGCAAAUGUAAUAGAAAUGACAGAGCAUCCCUUCAAAGAGGUCAAGAAACUGUGUAAACAUAAGAGAAACAAUGUAAGUUCUUUCCGUAAGCUUAUCCUUCUUAUAUAUGUAUAUGUUUUUUUCAAGAGAUUCUAAUGCCUACUGAAUCCAGCUGAUUCUGAACUCAGCAUUCUGUGCUUUGGAA